AUGAUUGAUUGUCCUCGACAUGUUCUAAGCAGUCCCGAAUUCCUGAAGAUUACAUUCCAUGUGAUCACUAUCAUAGCAAUUCCAAUUCACACAUUUGGUUUUUACUGUAUAAUUCGGAAAACUCCAAAACAUAUGGAUUCCGUAAAAAUGCUCCUCUUCAAUUUGCAUUGUUGGUGUGUGCUUUUGGAUAUUGCUAUCACUGUUUUUGGAAUACCGUAUAUAUUUCUCCCGGCCCUGGCUGGAUAUCAGUUAGGAUUCGUUGAUGCUCCAGCUCUCGUUUUUUAUCUUGUUGUCACUUUUUUAACAGGAGUUUCUACAUCCAUUUUCGUAAUCUACGAAAAUCGAUAUCAUAUUUUAUUUGGGCGAAACUGUUCAUGGAGAUUUUUUAGAAAAUAUUGCAUUGUUUUAUCGUAUUGUCUGGUACCUUUGUAUUUCGUAGCUCCGAUAUUUUCUGUUCCAGAACAGGAGACAGCUAGAAAGAUUGUCUGGGAGAGUCUCUCUUGUGCUCCUGAAAUUCCGGAAGGUCAUUUUGACUUUUUCGUAAUUUCUUUAAACAUUCGACUCAUGGCAAUAACUAUAGCAAUAGCGGAAGGUGUACCUUUUUUCCAAAUUCUUAUAUUUUUCUCUCUAAACUUUUACAAUUUGAUUUUGGCCAGACAACCGAGUGGACUCUCCAGGAAAACUACCCAGAUGCAGAAUCGACUCGUGCUCGCAUUGUUUGUACAGUCAUCCGUCACAUUUGUCAUAUUUCUUGUUCCAGUUAAUGGUAUCAUUCUUUUCGUGUAUACCGGUUAUCAUAAUCAAAUUUUGAAUAAUUUCGUUUUUCUUGCAUUUGCUAGCCACGGAACUGUUAUCAUGGUUGUUGCUCAUAAACCAUAUCGUCAAUUUUUCAGUUUAUUAUCAAUUCGAUCGAGUCGCAAAGCCACAAUUAUGGUGGUUAAUUCAGAUGUUAGAUUGUAA
Caenorhabditis briggsae is the source of this 960-nucleotide messenger RNA. RefSeq names its product Protein CBR-SRH-239 (gene Cbr-srh-239). NCBI's taxonomy places the organism in Eukaryota, Metazoa, Nematoda, Chromadorea, Rhabditida, Rhabditidae. The coding region runs from base 1 to 960 and encodes 319 amino acids. The transcript is spliced from 4 exons. The record is from RefSeq and is a predicted model, not a curated record.